Molecule: messenger RNA, 4532 nt
Organism: Trematomus bernacchii (emerald rockcod)
Lineage: Eukaryota; Metazoa; Chordata; Actinopteri; Perciformes; Nototheniidae
Gene: adgrg4a
Product: adhesion G protein-coupled receptor G4a
Exons: 27
Coding region: 278-3793 (1171 amino acids)
Biological process (GO): adenylate cyclase-activating G protein-coupled receptor signaling pathway; cell surface receptor signaling pathway
Cellular component (GO): membrane
Molecular function (GO): G protein-coupled receptor activity
Source: RefSeq, a predicted model, not a curated record
UGUGUCAAUUCAGAGCUUCCCUUUUUCCAAGAUUUCAUGAAGUUGCAACUUUAUCAUACAUGUUAGUUAUGUUUAUUGCCGGUGAUUAAUGAGUAACUCAGGGAACUACAGGGAGAGGGCGUGGAGGUCUUCUUAUAGAGAAAUGAAGUGACGCUUGACAGCAGACUCAUGGCUCAGACGCUUCUCGUGAGCGGAUAUUGAUUUUUUCUGAACUUCAGAUAUCAAGGAUAUGAUUGUGCAGAUGACCACUUGACUGACAUUGAAAGCGUUUGCUGUCAUGAACUCCUUCAGGAGCGUGUCAUCUAUAACUCUAAUCUGUCUGUGUUGGCAGAUCCUAGGUUCAACUGCCUCUGCCAGUACUAGCCUGUGGGGCAAGAAGCUGGUAUUCAUAGUUGCUAAGUGUACCUGGCAGCUUCAGCCAGAUGUUGUGCUACCAGCCCUUAAGGAGGUGACUGUGUGCACGCUUUUACGCCGCACCGUCGACACAGAAUGGACAGGUUUUGACUACAGAGCACCAGGAGGAGGACGCAUGAGACUUGGGGGCACAAGUAAAAAGCUGUCAGUUUGGCUGUUUGACGAAGAACACAGCUUGAAAUGGGGAUUGAAACUGAAUGAAUGGUACUCUGUCUGCGUCACCUGGUCUGGCCACGCUCGAAGGCUGCAGAUCUACAUAAAUGGAAGUAGUGAGUAUGAGGUAUCUUUGAACCCCCUCCGAAACCAACAGCUGGCCCCAAACGGCACUCUGACUCUGGGGAUGUCUCAUAUAAUCAUGAGCGGUGAAGUGAAGCGGGAGACUGGGAAGGAUCUGCUGGGUGAGAUUGGUCGGUUCAGGAUGUGGGCCAGAGAGUGGAGCGCUGAGGAGCUGGGGGGACAGAGCUGUGCAGAUGGAGACCUGGUGAGGUGGGACCUGACGCAGUGGAAAUCCAACUGCUUUCCUGAGCUUGACAACAACCUACAGUGUGCAUGGUCACGCUACAAAAUCAAAAUGUGGACAUCCAUGGUUCCCUCUACGGAGCCUGGGAAUUGUUCAAAGUCACUGGAGGAAGUCACACAAAACUGGUUGCAGAGCAUCUUCCCUGACAACAUCUCUGUGCAGCACAUCCAUGUGUCAUCCCCAAGCCGUGCCUGCCGAGUGGUUAAUAAUUCUGCUGCUCUGUCUGCGCAACAACCUCAGGAAUUAAGAGCAUUGUCAAACUCCACCUGUGACAAGUGUUUCAGAUGUGAAGUCAAUGCCAACGUGACUCCUGCUGCUGAAGUUGAAGUGGUUCAGGCGAGCAUUCUCUCGUUGUUGAACUCGACCUUCUCUUACGACUUCCUCAACCUGACAGCUUACCCUAACAGCAUCAGUAUUCUGCCUGUGGCUGUUGCACUGGACACGUUCUUCAGAGUGAAUCUAACCUUGUCUAUGACUGGCAGCCCGACAAAACCAGAGGAAGUUAUUGAGAAAUGGUUAAAAGAACAGCUGGAGGUGAAUGCCAUGGAAGUGCUGAAUGUCAUCAUAAAGGAGAAUGUAGGCAGGAACAUGGCGAAUGGACUGAUGAUUUUUAACAGCCAACCAAAACUGUAUAACUGCACAUUCAAUGUCCAGGAAUACAACGUAAACACUGUGGCAGAAAGUAUAGCUUUUAUUAAUGCUACCUUGACAGCAAAGUAUGUAAAUAACUCCAUUAUUAUUCAAACUACGGAAGUGGCUAUCAAGCACAUAGUGCCAGCAAACUGUUUGGAAGAAAAGACUUCAACAAUAUACGGAGAAUAUAUUUGGCCUGAAUCAUUUCCACAGGAGAAUCAAAAAAUGGGAUGCAAUAAGCCAAAAUCAAAAAGAGCCUUCAGGCUUUGUAAGUUAGACGUUGAAACUGACACGACAAGCUGGGCUGAUCCUGAUAUGAGAAAUUGCCAGCAGCUUGUGACCAUAUCAGACCUCGACAAUAUCACUGUCACUACUGGUAACGCGGCUGGGGUUGUGGACAUGAUUCAGGACCUUAUAGAUGUCCAGUUGAAUGACAGUGAAAGUGAGCUCUCUUCCUUUGAGCUGGAUACUGUGGUGGAUAAGCUCCGUGAGGUGGUUCACAUCAGCAGCACCACACCUGCUGUUGGUGCAAACAUCGUCAAUAUUGUAGCAAAUAUCCUGCUCUCUAAAACUGACCUCACUCCUGUGGCUGGCAUUGUCCUUAAUCUGACAGAUAGAAUGGCGAACAAUAUGGAUUUCCCAGAUGAAUCAGUCAGUAUAACAGCCCCCUUGCUGGCCCUGUCCCUCAUCAAUGUAAAUCGUAAUAAAUUCAGUGGCCUCACCUUUGGUGUCUCCUCAGUUUCCCCAACCCUGAAUCCAGAGAUUUUCAUCAACCAAAACUUUGAGAGUGAACCGCUCCCUGACACAAAUGCAACCAUCGCUCUGCCCUCUGAACUCUACAACUAUUUCCCUCCUGGAGAAAGAAAUACGACUCGUAUCCAGUUUCAAUUCUAUGCAACAAACGAGCUCUUUCAGGACCCGUACACAAACAAUGCAACUCAGAGCAGCUGGAAAUUGAAUUCCUUUAUAGUAUCUGCCAGUAUCAAUAACAGCAUGGUCAGAAACCUCACGGAUCGAGUGGUGGUGACCCUCAGCCAUCAAACAGCCCUAAAGCCAGGGGACAAGGUGCAGUGUAUGUUUUGGGAUUUCCAGAAGAAUGGUGGGCAGGGUGGUUGGAACAGCAGAGGAUGUAAAACCCGCAGUAUUUCUGAUUAUCAGACCAGCUGUCUCUGUGAUCACCUCACACAUUUCGCUGUGCUCUUGGAUGUAUCCCGAACACCCAUAGGUGAAGCUGACAGUCAGAUUCUGACAGUGAUCUCAUAUCUUGGUUGUGGUAUAUCUGCCAUAUUUCUCGGAAUCACUCUUCUCACCUACCUUUCUUUUGAGAAGCUGCGGAGAGACUACCCAUCUAAGAUACUCAUCAACCUGUCGGCUGCCCUGCUGGGGUUGUGCAUGCUCUUCCUCCUGAACUCCUGGCUCUCUUCCUUCUCAAACUACGGGCUGUGCAUCGCCACUGCUGCAACGCUGCACUACUUCCUGCUAGCUUCUUUCACCUGGAUGGGCCUGGAGGCCGUGCAUAUGUACCUCGCACUUGUCAAGGUCUUCAACAUCUACGUUCCCUCCUACAUCCUCAAGUUCUGUGCUGCAGGAUGGGGUAUUCCUCUGGUGAUAGUCAGCCUGAUCCUGGCUAUAGAUAAAGAUGCUUAUGGCAGCGCUGGGCCUAUAGAAACUGCAGGGAUGCUUAAGUCCACCGACCAAUUCUGCUGGCUGCAGAAUGACGUCUUCUUCUACGUGACGGUGGUGGCAUUUGUCCUUCUGAUCCUGUUGUGCAACGUCUCUGUGUUCGUCGUGGUUCUGAUCCAGAUCAGACACAUGAGGACCAAUAAACGGUCAACAAGCAGCCCCAACUCUCUGCAAGACUUGAGGGCGGUGGCCAGUCUCACCGUCCUGCUGGGCCUGACGUGGUCAAUGGGCUUUUUUUCAUUUGGGCCUGGCAAAGUGGCCAUGAUGUACCUGUUCUCCAUCUUCAACACCUUGCAGGGGUUCUUUGUCUUUUUGUUCCACUGUUUGAUGAAGGAAAAUGUGAGGAAACAGUGGAAAAUCCACUUGUGCUGUGGACGUUUCAGACUCAGUGAUUACUCAGACUGGAGCCACUCUGUGACCAUGGGCGGCAAAAAUAACCAUCUUGUUAACUCUGACUCAGUCGCUUCUGACGAAACCUCCACCAACAGGAAGGUCUCUGACUCCUCCACAGGAUCUGCACCAAACCACCACCAGAGGGCGUGAGCCAGCCUCUGUGUGUGCCAUUGUGUACAGUACAGCUUUACUUACCCUCCAAGGUCCAUUCUGCAAUCACAAACACUGAUAGCAGAACAUAGAGCAGCUGAUUGGCUGUUAUUAUAGGCAGGGGAAGAGCAAAUAAACCACAAGUUCAACGAGGUACAAUGUGUCUGUGGACACUCCUGAAUCCUUAUCAUAGCCACGAAAAUAAUCAAUAUACUGCGCUGACUGUCAGAUCACAGGACAGUAAAGGUGUGCUCUGAUAAAUGUAUAUUCCAAAGCCUUUAAUCUACAUCUCACAUUUAAAGUUUAUAUUACUGCUUUCAUCGUACUGUAGAGCUGAAUGGCUGAUGCUUAAAAAGAACAUUUUGUGUUUGUAAAACUUGAAUAGUAAAUUCAUGAGUGAUGUCUAUGUGACACAGAAGCAGUUUUAAAUGUAAUAGAAAUGUUAUAUAAAGAGCGGCAUCUGUAACCUAGAACUGUUGUCUAGUACAGUUUGUGAGAAAUUGUAGUUAAUUCUAUACUUUUAUGUGCAAUUUUUAAGACAUAACACCAUCGUACAGCUCUAAGUUUACAGUGUGCUUCUUCUGACCUUUACAAUGUUAGUAUUCAUGAUGGUAAGGCUAAGGUAUUUUUUUAAUGUCAAUGCUAACAAAAUAUAAGUGUAAGCUUUAUGAGCAUCUAAAAGUAGCUUUCUUUCCUGUGUGAAGAUUUGAAUGUUAAUAAAGUAACUGACUACAACUGA